Messenger RNA from Venturia canescens, 2497 nucleotides. RefSeq lists its product as uncharacterized. The coding region runs from base 1 to 2463 and encodes 820 amino acids. Gene Ontology annotation, cellular component: plasma membrane. Gene Ontology annotation, molecular function: odorant binding; olfactory receptor activity. The record is from RefSeq and is a predicted model, not a curated record. Gene Ontology annotation, biological process: sensory perception of smell; detection of chemical stimulus involved in sensory perception of smell. The transcript has 11 exons. Lineage: Eukaryota; Metazoa; Arthropoda; Insecta; Hymenoptera; Ichneumonidae.
AUGCAUAUACUGUCACUGAACUUUACGAUUCUUAAAUUUUGUGGCGUGUGGCGACCGCUACCAUGGCAUACCGGUUGGAAAUUUGUGCUCUAUAACUGCUAUACACUUAUUAUCACUUUCUUCAUUUCCACGUUUAUUGUAUCUGAGUUUAUCGACCUCGUCAGUUCAUUCGACAGUGUUGAAGAAUUCGCUCAGGGUUCGUUCAUGUUACUAUCAAUAAUCACAGUGUUUGGAAAAAUGAUGGUUUUUUUAAUAAAACGACGAGAAAUAAUCGAACUAACGAAUGACUUGGUAAAUGAUGUUUGCGAACCACGAGAUGCGGCAGAGAUUCAAAUUCAGGCACGUAGCAAACGUGAUGCCAGAUGGAUUACGUCUUGGUGUUCGGUACUGUUCAUGUCGACGGCAUUUCUCAUGAUAUUGCAAUCGAUAAUUAUGGAUUUACCUGAACGUAAACUGCUGUUCGAAGGCUGGUUCCCUUAUGCCUACAACUCGACACAAAUCGUUUUCCUCUUUACAUACUUCCAUCAAGCCGUAACAUUAAGUACAGGAGCAACCGUAAACAGCGCCUUUGACACAUUAUUUCCUGGUCUCAUUAUACUCACUUGCUCUCAAAUGAAAAUUCUCAAAUACCGCUUCGAGGCUAUACCGCAAAUUAUAAGCGCACGAAAAAAGUCAUCGGAGAGUAACGGCGACGAAGACGACGAGAAAAAAAACCGAGAAUUGGAGACCCAAUUGUUGACAGAUUGCAUCAGGCAUCACGUCCGAAUAUUUCGAUUGGCCGAUACACUAAACGAGAUCUUCGGCUUCGUUAUUUUUCUACAAUUCAGCAUCAGCUCUCUCGUACUUUGCGUUAACGUGUAUAGGGCUUCAAGAAUGAAAAUUUUCAGUACAGAAUUCGUGCCUAUCAUCAUGUAUCUUGCUUCAUUGCUGACGCAAAUAUUCAUUAUGUGUUACUACGGAAAUGAAUUAUCACUUGAGAGUAUGGACAUUUGCGAAGCUGUUUACAGCAUGGACUGGACAUCGCUCAGCCCUGGAAUGAAUAAAAGUCUGAUGGUAAUAAUGCUAUGUUCGCAACGACCAAUAACUUUUAUUUGCUACAGUGUCAUAUCAUUGUCGCUCGUUGCAUUUACUAGACUCAUCAAACUGUCAUACUCUGUCUUCAACAUUUUUCCCGGGACUCGAUGUAGCAAAUUACGAAUUAUCUUGUACCACAGCGAACUCAUGCUGUCUCAUAAACGCUUCAUGACUAGACUCGAUGGCGGCCCGGUUAUACCAAAAAUGCAUAUACUGUCAUUGAACUUUACGAUUUUUAAGUUUCUUGGCCUAUGGCGACCAUUAUCAUGGCUUACCGGUUGGAAAUUUGUGCUCUAUAACUGCUAUACAGUUAUUGUCGUCCUUUUUGUUUUCACGUUUGUCGUAUCUGAAUUUAUCGAACUCUUCUGUUCAUUCAACAGUGUUGAAGAAUUCGCUCAGGGUUCGUUUGUCUUGCUAUCGAUGAUCGCAAUGUCUGGGAAAAUGGCGGUUUUAUUAAUAAAACGACGUGAAAUAAUCGCACUAACGAAUGACUUAGUAAACGAUGUUUGCGAACCACGGAAUGCGGUAGAGAUUCAAAUUCAGGCACGUAGCAAACACAAUGCCAGAUGGAUUGCGUCUCGGUAUGUGGUACUGUUCGUAUCAACGGCAUUUCUAAUGGUGUUGCAAUCGAUAAUUAUGGAUAUACCUGAACGUAAACUGAUGUUCAAAGGCUGGUUGCCUUAUGCCUACAAUUCGACACAAAUCGUUUUCCUUUUUACAUACUUCCAUCAAGUCGUAACAGCAAGUGCAGGAGCUACCGUAAACAGCGCCUUUGACACAUUAUUUCCUGGUCUCAUUAUACUCACGUGCGCCCAAAUGAACACUUUAAAGCACCGCUUCGAAGCUAUGCCGCAAAUUAUAAAGACGCGAAUAACGGCAUCGGAAAGUAACGGCGACGAAGACGACGAGAAAAAAAACCGAGAACUGGAGGCUCAAUUGUUGACAGAUUGCAUCAGGCAUCACGUCCGAAUAUUUCAAUUAGCCAAUACGCUCAACGGCAUCUUCGGCUUCGUUAUUUUUCUACAAUUCAGCAUCAGCACUCUCGUACUUUGCGUUAGCGUGUAUGAGGUUUCAAGAAUGAAAAUUUUCAGUAUAGAAUUCGUGCCCAUCAUCAUGUAUCUUGCGUCAAUGCUGACGCAGAUAUUCAUUUUGUGCUAUUACGGGAAUGAAUUAUCACUUCAGAGUAUGGACAUUUGCGAAGCUGUUUACAGCAUGGACUGGACAUCGCUCAGCACUGGAAUGAAUAAAAGUCUAAUAGUAAUAAUGCUAUGUUCGCAACGACCAAUAACUUUUAUUUGCUACAAUGUCAUAUCAUUGUCGCUCGUUGCAUUUACUAGACUUAUCAAACUGUCGUACUCUGUCUUCAACGUUAUUUCCCAAAACGAUUAACGCAUGACCAAUCGUGUACGACGCAAAGUGCCAC